This is a messenger RNA of Thermothielavioides terrestris NRRL 8126, 306 nucleotides long. RefSeq lists its product as uncharacterized. The annotation marks the transcript as partial. The transcript has a single exon. NCBI's taxonomy places the organism in Eukaryota, Fungi, Ascomycota, Sordariomycetes, Sordariales, Chaetomiaceae. The record is from RefSeq and is a predicted model, not a curated record.
AAUGGCCCCUUUUUUCCCUUCUCCUCCUUCCUCCUUUUCAGCCUUCUUUCCCUUUUGUGCUGUUCUUGUUGUUCUGCCUGUCUACUUCACGACGUGCGACCUCUUGAUACCACCUAGCUUGAUCAAGAUCUGUAGUUAUGGCAUCUGGUUUAUUGGGGCCCGAGAGAUGCGGGUUGCGAUGGUUGAUGGAAAAGAGGAAUGUUUGCAUUGAGCUCAGUCCGCCUUCAGCAGAGUUGCCCGGUUAGGAAUUUGGUGGCUUGGGGUGCGAAACGGAGGGCAGUUAAGCCCGUGUGGUCAACUUCCAGA